Molecule: messenger RNA, 4053 nt
Organism: Scylla paramamosain (green mud crab)
Lineage: Eukaryota; Metazoa; Arthropoda; Malacostraca; Decapoda; Portunidae
Exons: 4
Coding region: 1023-2942 (639 amino acids)
Biological process (GO): signal transduction; monoatomic ion transmembrane transport; chemical synaptic transmission
Cellular component (GO): plasma membrane; synapse; neuron projection
Molecular function (GO): extracellular ligand-gated monoatomic ion channel activity; transmembrane signaling receptor activity; protein binding
Source: RefSeq, a predicted model, not a curated record
AAACUAUUACCAGAAUCGUGAAAGGACCCUUGAAAACCGCCGUAGCGCCCACUGGACUAGAGGGUCUAAAAGUAGUUAAUUUAAGGCACUUGAGAACACAGCACCCCUUUUUGACCAAUGUUGAUUUGCCUCUUUCUUGCCUUUCCAGAGACGCGGCUUGCUUCCCUUCCUACCUUCCUUCCUCGUAGGAGUGAAAUGGUGAAGCGUCAGUCUAGGCUUUGCUGCAGGCUGAGUGCUGGUGUCUCUUGGAUCAUCAUAACUCUCGUGCUGAUGGUGCUGACGGUGCUGACUCCAGCGGAGGGCGUGGCGGUGGUGGCCCUGGAGGAGUCGCGCGCAGACUUGGUAACACAGGAGGAGGGGGCUGUCGUGGGGGCGUCCCUGUGUGGCCUGGUGCAGCUCCUCCCCACCCAGCUCACGCCCAACGCGACCGUCAUGCUUCUGUCUGCCAACAAUGUCACCCUUGUCACUCUGAGUCUGCGCGAUUUCGGGAUAAACAUUACCGUAAAAGUGAACAGCAUCGAACAAACCGUGGGGACCUUCCUGCCGGGGAGAGCGUGGACCCCUUUAUGUAUAGGAGUGCGCCGACAGUCCAGUAACGACACAUUGGAACGCUCCCCUCCACCCGCCACCGCCCCUCAGCGCGCCCUCACAUACCAGGUAAGCGGCGCAGGUAUCAAGGUCACGUGGAGACUGUCAAUAAGGAGAUUCUACCUAGCUGAAGUGACACACGGGUUUCUAAAGGUGUUUUUACGGUUUUAGUGGCAGAUGAACAAGAUUUCUACAUUAUUAAUAGGAGAAGCAGUCUAGGAAACUCUCUCUCUCUCUCUCAGGUAUGGGUGACUGUCGGGGGCCACCUCAUAACCCUGGGGGAGGUGGAAGUCCCCAGCGGCGCCAUCGUGCUGUGGGAGUACCGUCUGGGAAGCCACCCUUCUUAUUUCUCCUCCUUUAACGGGUUCAUAGCAGCAGUAUCUCGCCGUGCGCCCCUCGCUGACCCCGCCCUUCUGCCCUCCUCCUGCCUCGCCAUGGUCCAGGCAGCGGAGGAUAUGAAGUCCCUGGAGUCCUGGAGGGCGUUUGGCAAUGUGAUCCUGGAGGAGAAGGAGAGCGCGGUGAUCUGCGAUGAGGCGGAAGUCGAGGUGAAGUUAACCGGGCCGAUGGAUUACUGGGGUUUUGACUGGCGGUGCGGGGGACUGGGAGGCCGGUUACUGAAGGAGGAAAGGGGUCAGGGAAGGGCUAUGAAGGAGGGAGAAAUAGAACAGGGAAACGAUAUAAAUGAAACACGACUACUGAAGGAGGAGGAACUGGGUCAAGGAAAGGAGCUAGACACUUGGUUGUUCUCUGGUGACAGUGCUGAGAUGAACCGAACCGCCCACUGCACCGCGCUGGCCCGAGGUAGCAUCACUCGUUUGCGCUGCGUUGCUGACCUCCGUUCCACCAUUUGCCAAGUGCCAGUCGCUCUCCACUACACCCUCUUCGGCGCUGUUGAGGGCUUCGAUCGCUACUACACCCUGAAGCCUGUCCCCGAGGGCUUCUUCUUCCAGGGCAGGGACGGCUUGAGUAACAUCAGUGAGGUGGAAGGGAUGUGGGUGCUGUGGUCCAGUCUGCAUCACAGGAGGUGGGAUCUGAUGCACUCGUGGCCUGUGGGGAGAAAGCAGUGGCGGUCAGUACGGCCCGGCACCAGCACUGUUCUCACGCUGACCUCCUGCAACGCCCUUCAGUUCUCCAAUCACGACGGGAUGUGCUAUUUGAGUUACUUCCGCUGCGAUGGCCGACAGCAAACAGAGGAUGGCAGUGACGAGGAGAGCUGCAAUGUUCCUUUGUUUAUCCCCCCAGGUAACCAAAGAAAUGCGAGUCCUUUCCCCGAGUUCAGCCUGUCAGAGGUGGUGUACAACGUCACCAUCAUCAACAUCGGGAAAAUGACGUCACAGAAGAAUGCGGCGGUGCUGGAGCUUGUAUUAGACCACUACUGGCACGACGAUCGCCUCAAAUUCGUCUUUAGUAACAAGCUGGACACCAAAUUCCCCUGCCAGAACGUGUGGACGCCGCCAGUGCGCGUGUAUGCUGGCUUCCCGUCACGCCUACAAGUUCCAUUGCAGAAUCAAAGGUCCAGGUGCUUCGUCCAUUGGAAUGAGGAGGGCCAAACAUUCCGCCAUCACCUGAAUCUUACCGACCCCUAUAUGAGCAGGCAACCGGAGGAGGGCGCAAAGAUACUGAUAAGGAAAAAGACGAGGAUGUUCUUUGCCAGCCCCUGUAACUUAAAACUCCACGCUUAUCCCUUCGGCCAUUACAAUUGUGUGGUGACGCUUUCCAUCGGCGCGGAUAACCAAAUGAAGUGGGUACAAAAUCAAGACUUGGGGAACCACUACGAGCUUCAGUACUCAGGGGACGGGGAUCUCUACGACUACCGGCUGGAUAACAUUACCAUCACUACUGACGCUCAUUAUCUCAUUCUCACUCUUCAUAUCUCAGGGCAGGCAGCUCACCAUGUUCUAAAUAGCUUCGCUCCUAGUACCUUCAUGUUUUUCAUCAGUUAUUCCACUCUUUAUUUCCCUCUUACGGAUUUCAACGAGAGAAUCAUGGCCUCUCUGACCUCCCUUCUCGUCCUGGUUAGCCUAUCUGCCCAAAGUUCAAGCAAUUACGUUAGAACACCGUACUUAAAAGCUAUAGACUUAUGGUUUGUCUUGCUCAUCAUCUUCUGUUUCUUCGUGGUCAUCUGUAAUGUGGUGGUGAACACUCUGCUGGUGAGAGAGAGCGAGAUUAAACCUAUUGUGGUGGUGAAGAUCAGCUCAGAGGGGUUUCAAGGGAAGAGGGAGAGGAGGAGGUGGAGGUUUAGAUGCAUGUCUGCUCUUACGUUCAACACCUUGAGUCGUGCGCUGCUGUCAUUGGUUUUCGUAAUUACUUUGAUCGUUUAUCUCGUAGGAAUAUGUGGCCUGAUGUCAUUUUAGUCCUCGUGCGCGCGCGUGUGUGUAUGUGUGUGCAUGUGUGUGUUGAACUUGAUAAAACGGAAUCAAAUGGCAAUGAUAAGAGACUAAUAAUCAGGAAAACUAGCACAGAAACCUAUGAUAACCGCACGAGAUCUUUUUUCUUUCUUUCUUACAGCGCAAGACACCCCAGUCACGUUCUCUUCCCAGCAAACUCCCUAGCGCGGUAUCUGUCCCUUAGAGCUGCUUGCGCCCUCGCCCUGGCUACCCUCUGCUGUGGAAACUGGCGCCCUUUGUCACUAACCCCUGUAGGAGGCUGAGGAGGAGGCGUCGCAUGUCCUAAGUCAUUCACAUCCUCCAUUUCUUGUGGGAUAUCUGUAGUGGGAAACUGUUCUGGUUCUUGGGAAUGCUGAGAGCACUUUGAGUUUGAUUCCUCGUAUUUAAUGCUACCUUGGCGUCCUGAGCUUAUUUCCCGCUCGACACUGUCACCAUCACACGUGUAGGCCCUUUGGGUGUCGCUGGUCACCCUAUCACCGUGCCAGGAAAGGACCAGCUCUCCUGAUGGGUUCAAAUCAAGGCGGAACCAUCGGGGCGCUUCCUCCUCUCCGCCUCUUGCUGGAAUUCGGGAAGGCGGCGGGAUGCGGCCCCUAUUGCAGAUGCAUGGGUGUUGACACUGCAUGUAACUGGCCAGGAUAGCCACGUUGAGCAAGUACAGGUCACACACCCACGGCAGGACCCCGCAGCUCCUCAAGAGAACGCUAAGGAGAACUGAAAAUGGGAAGAUAUAUUUUUCCUGCAUGGCUGACUCGAGUGUUUCCUUCUUUUGUCGUCUGCCAGUGAGCCGCGCUAGAGAUGUCGAGUUAGACUUUCGAGGUGGCGUUAUUAUUCCUCUUACCAUUGCCUGUAGAGGUGAUAUUACGCUGUGUUUAGGGCGGUAAUAAGUAGAUAUGUGCUUUACCCACGUGCCAGCUUCAUGUGGGCUGCCAGUGCAUGUGUUACGAAAAGAUUUACUUGAAUUUAUGAGCCUGAAGGACGAAGGAAUCUGAAUCUGGUUGUGUCAUUAAGGGACUGUCAUGUGUUGGCCCACUGGCUUAUUGAAAAUUUCCCUAUGAUCUAAUACAGGUUUAAUUAAUAA